Messenger RNA from Neltuma alba, 1202 nucleotides. Its product is annotated as glucose-induced degradation protein 4 homolog. Gene Ontology annotation, cellular component: GID complex. The coding region runs from base 129 to 743 and encodes 204 amino acids. The record is from RefSeq and is a predicted model, not a curated record. The transcript is spliced from 8 exons. NCBI's taxonomy places the organism in Eukaryota, Viridiplantae, Streptophyta, Magnoliopsida, Fabales, Fabaceae. Gene Ontology annotation, biological process: proteasome-mediated ubiquitin-dependent protein catabolic process; protein catabolic process in the vacuole; negative regulation of gluconeogenesis.
UCUUUACCUGGCUUCGUCGCGAAACGGAGGAUAGAAGACCGAUUCCAUUGAAAUUGUCCCUUUCUCCUGUUGGUGGAGUUGCAGUGUGCAAUUUCUCCAUUUUCAAGGAAAUUAAAUCGGUUUAAGAAAUGCCUGUGAGAGUAUUAGAGAGUUCGACUCCUUCUCAGGUUUCAGGUGCAAAUUCUGGUCAGACAUCAUUCCAAGCUUGUACACUUUUAGGUGCUGGCCAGGCUUUUUCCGGCACCCAGAAUGUUUCUAGCCUACAAAAGGAUGAAGCAUGGAGAGUAAAUGUGCGUAUACAGGGAUGUGACCUUGAACAUGGGUACCUAUGUGGCACUAUGGAAGCUCUGAAUGUUCCUAUGGCAGACACUCCGGUAGUAACCUUCUGGGAAGGGGAGAUUGUUGAUGCCAAGAAUUAUACUUUCUUUACUGGCAAAUGGGAAGCAACACCAGAUGAUGAUAUAAGGCACUGGACGAAGUUUUCAUCUUUCUCUCCACUACAGGCCCAAGUGGAAGCUGAUGGUGGCAAGUCAUUGGACCUGAGCAAUUAUCCUCACAUUUUUAUGAGAUGGAAAGAGCAGUACUUUGUGAAUGUUGGAACAGAUUGCGGGUUAACUAUAGCUGGCUUUUACUAUGUCUGUUUUUCUUGUAUUGAUGGUUCUAUCAGUGGGUUCUACUAUGACCCCAAUAGCAGGAAGGCUUUUAAGUACAUGGACUUUUUACAGCCCUUUCCAGAAGCUUGAGUUGAAAUCCACAAAUGAAGGCAGAUUGGGCUUCAGUUUUUCAUCGUACGAGUUACAAUAGAUUGAGUUGGGGAAUAUCAUGGGGAAGACUGCUUGAAAACUGCGUGAAAAAGAUUCCCUUUACGCGGCGAAUAUCUAGGACUAUUUCACGGCAAAGAGAAAUAUAGUGGCAAUGUGCCAUGGAGGUGGCUCUAAUUUCCGAACCAAAGAGUACAUUUGAAAUGUAAAAAUGUUUAUGUUUCUGAGACGCGUAUGAAGUGGUCCAGCCUCAUCACCUCUCUCCUGUUUUGCUGGCGUAAUAUAUGUAACUUGACUAGUCAGUUAUACUACAUAUGGAGUAUUUAUAUCUGAAAUUGCACAGAUACUAUUGAAUUCGUGAUGGAUGAACGACUUCUUUGCUGCUCCGAUCACGCUGCGUUGAACGAGUUUUUUAGAAUCGACACCAAUGUGUGUCGUCCA